AUGUUUAAUACAAAGGCAAUGGAUACUUUUAGUUCGCCGACACUGCACGUACCUUUUCAGAGAACCCCUCACUUCUCACACCCUCUAUAACUAUAUCUUCUUUCUCUGCUCCCUCUGUACCUUACUAUCACUGCCUCUCUCUCUCUCUCUCUCUCUCACACAACAUGGUGCAAUCAAAGAAGUUCAGAGGCGUCAGGCAGCGUCAUUGGGGUUCGUGGGUAUCCGAAAUACGCCACCCAUUACUGAAGAGAAGGGUGUGGCUAGGCACAUUCGAGACAGCUGAAGAGGCAGCUAGAGCUUAUGACCAAGCUGCCAUUUUGAUGAGUGGGCGCAAUGCCAAAACCAAUUUCCCAAUAACACAGACUCCGACUGGGGAAACAAAGAGUAGUACUGAGGAAUCUCCAUCAUCACCGAAGGGUGGUUUAUCAGAAAUUCUACACGCUAAGCUUCGAAAAUGUAGCAAAGCACCUUCCCCAUCCAUGACUUGUCUCAGGCUUGACACUGAGAAUUCUCAUAUUGGAGUGUGGCAAAAACGUGCGGGUCAACGUUCUGAUUCCAACUGGGUCAUGACUGUUCAGCUUGGAAAGAAGAACAGCAAUAAUAAUGCCACUGAUGAAGCUCAAAAUAGCUCAUUGCCUUUGUCUUCCGAUCAGUCUCCACCAUUGAUGUCAGGGCCUGAACUGAGAACAGAAAUGGAUGAAGAAGAGAGAAUUGCACUGCAAAUGAUAGAGGAGCUUCUUAACAGGAAUUGUCCUAGCCCUUCUUCAUCAUCAUCAUUUGGUAUUCAAGAAGGAGAGGAAAGUCUUUACCUCUAGUCUUUUAUCUCAUGGUUACUAAAUUAUAUGGUGAAACAAACUUCUUGUGUUUGUAUAGAGUUCACUUUCCUUAAUUAUAUGUGUAGCGUAAGCAUAUAUACUAUGUGCUGUGCACAAAGAGAAAAAUUGAAAGAUAAGCAAUUGGGAUAUCUUUGUGAAGAGCAAAACCCAUAUGAUAAAACCAAAACCAAAUCAAUGUCUCAAGAUUUGGUUAUAUGUCAGUGUGACAGUGAAUAAAUGGAAUUGUGUUCUAUUACAAUUUA
Molecule: messenger RNA, 1078 nt
Organism: Quercus robur (English oak)
Lineage: Eukaryota; Viridiplantae; Streptophyta; Magnoliopsida; Fagales; Fagaceae
Product: ethylene-responsive transcription factor WIN1-like
Exons: 2
Coding region: 165-815 (216 amino acids)
Biological process (GO): regulation of DNA-templated transcription
Molecular function (GO): DNA binding; DNA-binding transcription factor activity
Source: RefSeq, a predicted model, not a curated record